CUCAGCACAGGCGUUAUCAAGGUAUCUUCCAGGCGGCUUGUUACUCAAUACUCGCUGAACCGUUGUAGCGAUCAACCCUCCGACCACCGUCAUCUUUCCACAGUAACAGUUAAUAAGACACCUUUGGAGCAAUAUGAAUCCCAUUUGUAAAUUUUGCUUGCAUGGAUCUUGUCGGUCUAGUAAGAAAUGUGUCAAUAGACAUGAAAAGCUGUCAUUGAAACUGGAUGAUGAUGAUGAUGAAUAUCCUUUACUAGAUUUUGGAGCUGCAGGUACCACCCAUAAACAAGUUCAGCAAACAACCACCAUCGAGUCGACCAUCGAACCGAUUACAGCUGUUGUACAUGAUGAAAAAUAUUUAUUUCCAAAUAAAUUAAAGAAAACCAAAUCCAUAAAAAAACAACUGGAACACGAUUUAAAAGAGCUAAGAAAUGAGAAUGCCAAACUAAAUAGAACAAUUGUUGCACUCGGAACAUCAACAAGUACGCUAACUGAACAGUUAAAAGAGGAAAAAAAUAAAAAUGCUAAGCUUACUGAGGAAUUCAAUAUUGCGCUGUUGGGUAAUGACGAUUGCCAGUGCUGUAUUUGUUGUGAAGUAUUCAUAAGGCCAUCAUUGCUUAGUUGCUCACACAUGUUUUGUGAAUGGUGCAUUGACAAAUGGUUAGAGAAAUAUAAUCAUUGUCCAACAUGUCGGGUUUUGGUAACCAAUUAUACACACUGUUUAAAUAUGAAUAACUUCAUCCAAAGAAAGAUGGAACUGAUGCCAGCCGAAACUAGAUUGGCGUUCAAGGCCUUGGAAGUAGCCCGAGCUAAGGAUAAACAAACAAGUGUACAAAUUCAAGCUGAGCGUAGACGACUUGAGUUUAUAGCAAUGACAUUAAAUGAACAUCGUCCAAGUUAAUACUCAACGAUCAAAUAAUGUAAAGUGGUAAAUGUAUUCCAAUCCCACUAAAUUACUGUGUACAACAUAUUUAGAAUUAAAACUAUUUCUAUAAUUGUUACAAAAUUAGUAACUUGAUUGUAUUAUGCCUUAUGGUUAAA
Molecule: messenger RNA, 1038 nt
Organism: Metopolophium dirhodum (rose-grain aphid)
Lineage: Eukaryota; Metazoa; Arthropoda; Insecta; Hemiptera; Aphididae
Product: E3 ubiquitin-protein ligase rnf8-like
Exons: 7
Coding region: 134-898 (254 amino acids)
Biological process (GO): ubiquitin-dependent protein catabolic process; double-strand break repair; protein K48-linked ubiquitination
Cellular component (GO): cytosol; site of double-strand break; ubiquitin ligase complex
Molecular function (GO): histone binding; ubiquitin protein ligase activity
Source: RefSeq, a predicted model, not a curated record